UGAUGGAAAAGUGCACGACUCUAACAGAAGCACAAAUGUCAUACAGAAACUUGGACAUCCAAGAUUCGAAAAAUGCAAAUGGUGGUUGCGUGUGUCUCUCUACAUAAUCUUUCUUCUGGCAGGCCAAUCUGCAGCUACUCUUCUGGGAAGGUUAUACUAUGACAAUGGUGGUAAUAGCAAAUGGAUGGCAACUUUUGUUCAAUCAGCAGGAUUCCCUAUACUUUUUCCACUCCUUUUUUACUUCUCAACAAGAAAGCAGGACAAAUUAACUAACGAGCUCAACAAUGAUUCCCAUAGAACAAAACCAAAAUUUUCUAUCCUUGUUUUCCUCUACCUAGCUUUUGGCUUAAUACUGACAGGGGACAACUUGAUGUACUCCUAUGGACUUCUAUAUCUCCCUCUUUCCACCUAUUCUCUGCUGUGUGCAACCCAAUUAGGCUUCAAUGCAAUAUUCUCUUUCUUCCUCAAUUCGCAGAAGUUCACAGCAUUCAUAUUCAAUUCUAUAGUCCUACUUACCAUAUCAGCUUCCCUGCUUGCAAUCAAUGCUGAUUCUGAGGAUCAAACGGGACUUUCCAGAGAAAAACAUAUAAUUGGGUUCUUCUGCACUAUUGGUGCAUCAGCUACAUUUUCUUUAUAUCUCUCUCUUGUGCAGCUUUCUUUUGAGAAGGUUAUCAAGAGAGAAACCUUCACUGUUGUGUUAGACAUGCAAAUUUACCCAUCCUUCAUUGCUACCUGUGCAUGUGUUGUGGGCUUGUUUGCAAGUGGAGAGUGGAAAAGUUUGGAUGAGGAAAGUAAGGAUUAUAAGAAGGGAAUGGUGUCAUAUGUAAUGACUCUACUUUGGACCGCCGUGACAUGGCAAAUAUCAUCUGUUGGUAUGCUGGGGUUGAUUUUUGAGGUAUCUUCAUUGUUUUCAAAUGUAAUAGGUACCUUGUCGUUGCCCAUUGUUCCCAUCCUUGCAGUGAUCUUCUUCCAUGACAAGGUGAAUGGGGUGAAGUUUAUAGCCUUGUUGUUAGCAGUGUGGGGCUUUCUAUCUUAUGUGUAUCAAAAUUAUAUAGAUCACAAAAAAGCCAAGACAGAUAAAAGUAAUGGCCUUGGGGUUUCACUGGCUGAGGUAGAAAUUUGCUGAUUGUGGAAUCGGAU
Vigna umbellata (rice bean) is the source of this 1140-nucleotide messenger RNA. RefSeq names its product putative purine permease 11. The record is from RefSeq and is a predicted model, not a curated record. NCBI's taxonomy places the organism in Eukaryota, Viridiplantae, Streptophyta, Magnoliopsida, Fabales, Fabaceae. Gene Ontology annotation, molecular function: purine nucleoside transmembrane transporter activity. Gene Ontology annotation, cellular component: membrane.